Rotaria sp. Silwood1 is the source of this 2373-nucleotide messenger RNA. NCBI's taxonomy places the organism in Eukaryota, Metazoa, Rotifera, Eurotatoria, Philodinida, Philodinidae. The record is from the annotation of a GenBank genome assembly.
AUGGAUACAAUUGAUUUUGAAGAAUGUCUUAAAGAUUCUCCUGCUUAUCGAACUCAACUUCGACAAGCAGCUAAUCAUAUUGAUCUACUUGAAGAUCGUUUAGAACAAAUGUUGAAAAUGUGCAAUUCUGUAAUUAAUAAUGGAAAAAUAUUUGUACAAGAAUUUCAAAAAUUUUUAAAAUGUAUUUUUGAUGUACGUGAAUUAUUUUCUACGGAUGAAAUAGCUUAUAAAAGUUUAGGAAAAUUUGGAAAUUAUUUACGUGAAAUACAAACACUUUUUUCUAAUUUACUUGAACAAACAUCACAUAGCCUUUUACGAACAUUAACACGUAUGUUAAAAGAAGAUAUAAGAAAAGUUAAAGAUCAAGGCAAAUUAUUUGAACGUUUAAGUUCAGAUUAUGAUAUGGCUUUACAAAAAAAUGCUGAUGCAUCAAAAACUAAACCUCAUAUAUGUGAAGAUGCCAGUAAAAUUUUAACAGCAACACGUAGUUGUUUUGGUCAUACAUCAAUUGAUUAUACAUAUCAAAUAAAUGUUUUAUAUAAUCAACAUAAAGUUGAAUUAAUUGAAUUAUUUUUAUCAUAUAUUAAUUUUCAUAAAGCAUUCUUUCAUCAAGGUUAUGAAUUAUUAUCUAUAGAUACUGAAAAAGAUUUUAAUACAAUUACAACAGAAUUAACUAAAAUAAGACAAGAGAAUGUUCAAAAACAAAAAAUGUUAGAAAAAGUACAUGAUACUAAUCAAAAAAGAUGGAAAUUUGAUGAUAAUCGAAACGAUGGAAUAUCAACAGAAACAUUAUCUGUGCCAAAAGAACAUUUACCAAGAAAUCAUUCACAACAGAAUUUAUCAAAUAUUACAGGUACAUUAAUAUAUGGAGUUGAAGCAACAAAAGAAGGUUAUCUUUUUAAACGUUCUCAUAAUAAAUUCAAAACAUGGAAUAGACGUUGGUUUUUAAUUCGUAAUGGUCAAUUACUCUAUAUGAAACGUAAUAAUGGACAUUCAAUAAAUGAUAAUACUCAACAACAAUCAUCAUAUUCAGUAAUGAUAUCAGAUUUACGUUUAUGUACAAUUCGUCCAUCGAAUGAUAAUGAUCGUCGAUUUGUUUUUGAAAUUAUUUCACCAAAUAGUACACAUCUUCUUCAAGCUGAUUCACAAAUUGAAUGUGAUCAAUGGAUUAAUUCACUUCAAUUAGCAAUAACUAAUUUAUUUAAAUCAUCAGAUAAUGGAAAUACAAAUACAUUUGCAUCAUUACCAGCAAUGUUCUCGAAUCAUCGUUCAAAUACAGUUUUAACUGCUAAAACUGAAAUAAAACAACAAAUGAUUAAAGAUAAAAUUGAAUAUGUACGUUCAAUUGUUGGCAAUGAAAAAUGUUGUGAUUGUGAUGCAGAUGGACCCGAAUGGGCAUCGAUUAAUUUAGGAAUUUUACUUUGUUUAAAUUGUGGUGGUGCUCAUCGUGGUCUUGGUGUUAGCCUUUCAAAAGUUCGUUCACUUCAUAUGGAUACAUGGGAUUUAGAAACAUUAAUUGUUAUGUCGGAAUUGGGUAAUACUGUUGUCAAUAGUAUAUAUGAAGCACAAAUAUCAAAUGAUAUGAAAAAACCAAAUGCUGAAACAGAUCCUUUGACACGUCGAUCUUAUAUAGAAGCGAAAUAUGUUCAAAAAGCAUUUUUACGUCCAUUACCAGCAUCGAAUCAAAUGCGUUCAUCAACACGUACUAUUAAACGAUGGUCUGUAAUGAAAAAUUCAAUAUCAACAGCUAAUAAUGAAAAUGAAAAUGAUGAUGACACAUCACAUACAUCAAAAGUCAACAAUCGACAAUUAUUAACUAGACGAUUAACAGCACCAUCUGAGAAUGACACAACGACUGAUAAUUCACCAGCAAUAUGGAAUAUGAAUAUAUAUUUAUAUGAAGGAGCUCGUCAUCGAAAUGUUCCAACGAUGCUUCAUGCAUUAGCUCUUGGUGCUGAUAAAAAUUUUCAUAAUGAACAUGAUCAUGGACGAACACCAUUAAUUCAAACAAUAUUAAGCAGAUCAGUCGCAGCUGCAGAAUUUCUUUUAACAAAUAAUGCAAAAGUAAAUUUAGCUGAUGAAGAUGGUAAAACACCACUUCAUCAUGCAACACAAUUAGCAAAUAAAGGACGCGGACCAAUUAUUCUUUUACUUAAACGUGGUGCUGAUCCAUUAUUAAAAGAUCAUAAUGGUAUUGAUGCAUGUUCACUUUCUAUGGCUAUUGGUGAUCCUGAUGUAAUAACAUGGUAUCGUUUAAUAGCAUUACAUGAACAAAUGAAAGAAGAAGAUGCUGAUGCUGAAAAAACAUAUAUAUCAAUAUUAGAUGAUCCUGUAUAUAUGAAAGAAAUAGCAAGGACACCAUCAUUUUCAUAA